GACACGAACGCACUAAACGCAAUUGGAGUGAAUGGGAAAAUACACCGUCAAUGGGUAGAUUGCCGGUAUAUCGCGUUCUUGUACCUCAGUGAUACACAUAUGCCGGUUUUCUCUUCGCCAUCCAGAACCUUGGUUUGGUGACUCACUCUUCGUUCGUUCAUUUUCUGGAUUUCGUUGCCUGCCCGGUGAGGAGUAACCUACAUAAUGAAGUUCAAGCCGAACCAGACCAGAAUUUAUGAUGGCGAGGGCUUCAAGAAACGAGCGGCAUGCUUGUGCUUCAAGAACGACCGUGAAGAAGAGGUGUUGCUGGUGAGCAGCAGUCGGCACCCGGACCAGUGGAUCGUCCCAGGUGGAGGGAUGGAGCCGGAGGAGGAGCCCUGUGGCGCAGCGGUCAGAGAGGUGUUUGAAGAGGCAGGAGUGAAAGGCAAGUUGGGACGUCUCCUAGGUGUGUUUGAGCAGAAUCAAGACCGAAAGCACCGAACGUACGUUUACGUAUUGACCGUGACGGAGACAUUGGAAGCAUGGGAAGACUCGGUCAACAUAGGUCGUAAACGGGAGUGGUUCACAGUGGACGAAGCCAUCAAAGUCCUGCAGCACCACAAGCCGGACCACGCUGAGUACUUGAAGCGGCUUCAUCUCAGCUGCUCUCCAACUAAUGGGAACUCCCUGCUCCCCAGCCAGCCCCCUAAUGACAACUUCCCCCGUUACGGCCCCCUCACCACAGGAUCUGUUCUGGGCCCCUCGCGCAGAUAGGACUGGGCCCUUCCCACGCCUAUGAACUAUCUUCUACCUGUACAUAUACACUGAAAACUGACAUUUUGCAUGAAUAUACGAAUCCUCAGAGUCGCGGCUCACGCCACAUGUAUGUAAAUUACUGUAUACUUGGACAAACCAAAGCCAUACUUGGAACUGUGUCUGGAUGAUUCAGUUAAGGAAUGCCUUUCAGUAACUUCUUUAAGAAUGUUCUAUUGGGGUCAAUUGUAUUAUUAUUUUCAUCCAUAAUUAAGUAAAUCACACAACAUGGCUGCCACAGAAAAGGGGUCAUUGGCUGACAAUAGGAUGGAAAAUGGCAGUGUCAUUGGACCUCGGGAGCUGGCGCAGUAUUGACAACAAAGAGAUGCUACCUCAGUUGGACGAGCACUGGAAGGAUGUCUUAGCACGGUGUCAGAUUCCCUUUGGCUGGUGUUUAACCUGUACAAACAAACUACAGCUCAAAAAUAUGACUGUUUACCUACUUCAAGUAGUACCAUAAUGUGUGGACAGAAGACAAGGGCUCACUAUUGUCCCUCCCCUUCACCUCAGUAAUUGGUGCCCUUCUUCAAGUUCAGUUGUAAAAACAACACAUUUUGAAUUUCUUAUAUGGAGAAUUUCACAUUUAAUUGCCUUUAAUUGUGUUGCCU
Molecule: messenger RNA, 1400 nt
Organism: Salvelinus namaycush (lake trout)
Lineage: Eukaryota; Metazoa; Chordata; Actinopteri; Salmoniformes; Salmonidae
Product: diphosphoinositol polyphosphate phosphohydrolase 3-beta-like
Exons: 5
Coding region: 205-753 (182 amino acids)
Biological process (GO): diadenosine hexaphosphate catabolic process; diadenosine pentaphosphate catabolic process; adenosine 5'-(hexahydrogen pentaphosphate) catabolic process
Cellular component (GO): nucleus; cytoplasm
Molecular function (GO): bis(5'-adenosyl)-hexaphosphatase activity; bis(5'-adenosyl)-pentaphosphatase activity; endopolyphosphatase activity
Source: RefSeq, a predicted model, not a curated record